AUGGCCUCCUCCACAAUAUACAACCACAAACACCUACAACCAACAGGCGCGGCCCCCCAGGGUCCCAACUCUUUUGCCUCCCUCAACCAGUCCUUCAACCAGAUUCGCGACGAGUUCUCCGCCCUCCAGGAGCAGUGUGACUCCCUCCGGGGCCAGCGAGACGAGUACGAGAACAAAAUCAGCAGCCAGGUCACGGAGCUCAACAUCAUCCGCCAGUCUCUCUACGAGCUCGAGACUCAACAUGGAAAAAUUCGCCAGCAAUACGAGGACGAUCUCCGCAACCUACGAGCAGAACUCGACUCCUACAAGCGCAGAGGUGCCCCAGAGCCCCUUGGCCUCGCUUCACUAGGCCGCGACCGCGAACUCCGCGAACGCGAGCGCGAACUCACCGCCCGCGAACGUGAACGCGAACGCGAUGUACGCGACCGCGACCGUGACGUCGUCAUGGCCAACGCUCAGCCGACGCCCCGCCCCGACGCCCUCGCACGCGAAUCCCUCGGUCUCGGACGCCCACCCGUCAGCAUGCCCGGUGGUCCCCCGACUGGUCCUGGUGGUGAGCCCCUUGGCCCUCUCGGUUUGACACCUCACGCCGGACCUGUCGGUCUUGGAGUAGGCGCCGGUCCCGGUGCAGGCGGAGGCUACGGCGAUCCCUACUACUCUCGCGCCGACCGCGACCGCGAACGGGAGCGUGAUAGGGACAGGGAUCGCACCGUCCUCGACAGCCGGGAUCGUGAGCGGGAGAGGGACCGCGACCGCGAUCGCGACGGCCGUGAUGUGAAAAGGAUAAAGACCGAAAGAGAUCGCAUGAAGGGCGACCGUCCAGACCCGUUCUCACCUUCAAUGGGAACACAGCCUCCGCCUUCCCAUAUCCCACCACACCACCACCAUCAAUCAAUUUCCCUCGGCCCCGGCGCCCCUCCACCCUCGAAUGGCGCCCCACCAACGCCUUCGGGUCCACCAAUUCCUCAGGCGACCCCCAAACUCCCCCCAACACCUAGCGCGGGACCACCGUAUCCGGGCGGGCCAGGGCAAGCACCAGGACAGGACGGCGCCAACGGGGCUGCGGUCCUCAAUGGCCGUCGCUUCCUCGUCUGGAAUGGCCCCAUGGCCGUCGAUCUCAGCAUGGACCCUCAGAGUGUACCCCCAGAACUCAAGAACGAGGGCGCGGAUUGGUUCGCCAUCUUCAACCCUGCGCCCGUUGCUCCGGGCGACCCACCAGGCCAGAAGAAGCGUGCACUCGACGUCAAGCUUGUGCACACUCUAAUGCAUGAGAGUGUGGUUUGCUGUGUUCGGUUCUCUGCGGAUGGCAAGUAUCUGGCGACCGGCUGCAAUCGGUCAGCGCAGAUCUACGACACCAAGACGGGUCAGAAGACUUCUGCCCCCAGUAUGCUCGUUGACGAGAGCGCGAGCAAAACUGGAGACCUGUACAUUCGGAGCGUCUGCUUCAGCCCCGAUGGCAGGUACCUUGCGACGGGUGCCGAGGACAAGCAAAUCCGAAUCUGGGACAUCAGGGAAGAGCGCAUCCGUACCGUGUUCUCCGGCCACCAGCAAGAGAUCUACUCGCUCGACUUCUCGCGCGACGGCAAGCUGAUCGUCUCUGGCUCUGGGGACCGGACGGCACGGAUCUGGGACAUGAACGGGGACACGAGCCAGGCGUGCAAAGUUUUGACGAUCCCAGAGCCGGACAGCGUCGACGCGGGGGUGACCUCGGUCUGCAUCUCGCCCGAUGGGCGGCUCGUCGCGGCGGGCUCGCUCGACACGGUCGUUAGGAUCUGGGACGUUGCGACCGGGAUCCUCGUCGAGCGGCUGAAGGGCCACCGGGACUCGGUGUACUCAGUCGCGUUCACACCGGACGGGAAGGGUCUCGUGUCGGGCUCGCUGGACAAGACGCUCAAGUACUGGGAUGUACGGCCGAUCAUGCGCGCGAGGGAGAGCGUGGUGACCAAGGGCUCGGCGGCCGGGAAGGGCGAGGGCGACAAGGGCGGCCAGUGCACGAUGAACUUCACGGGUCACAAGGACUACGUGCUCAGCGUCGCGGUGAGCCACGACGGGAAGUGGGUGGUGUCGGGCUCGAAGGACCGGGGAGUGCAGUUCUGGGACGCGAACUCUGCGAUCGCGCAGUGCAUGCUGCAGGGGCACAAGAACUCUGUGAUCUCGAUCGAUCUGAGCCCGGCAGGAAACGUCCUCGCGACGGGCAGCGGGGACUGGUCAGCACGAAUAUGGAGUUACGCGGCGAUGGUGUGA
Molecule: messenger RNA, 2244 nt
Organism: Epithele typhae
Lineage: Eukaryota; Fungi; Basidiomycota; Agaricomycetes; Polyporales; Epitheliaceae
Product: WD40 repeat-like protein
Exons: 10
Coding region: 1-2244 (747 amino acids)
Molecular function (GO): protein binding
Source: RefSeq, a predicted model, not a curated record